Molecule: messenger RNA, 676 nt
Organism: Vigna angularis (adzuki bean)
Lineage: Eukaryota; Viridiplantae; Streptophyta; Magnoliopsida; Fabales; Fabaceae
Exons: 2
Coding region: 144-506 (120 amino acids)
Source: RefSeq, a predicted model, not a curated record
CAUUUUUCUUCCUCUGACCAGUGCCCUUUCUAUAUAUGCAUAAAAAAAUCUGACAACAAACCAACCACAGCUUUAACCAGUUUGAUUCUGAACUACUGUGUUCCUUCUCUUCUUCUCUCGUGUUCUUCUGCUCAACUUCCUUUAUGUCCAUGGCAUCAACAUCCACACCAAGGUCAUGUUCAGAACUAACUAUCACAGUUGAACACAAUCCUUCCAAAUCACGAUUAGCCGAGCUGGGUAUAAAUUCGUGGCCCAAAUGGGGUUGUCCUCCUGGGAAGUAUAUGCUCAAAUUCGACGCUCAAGAGACGUGUUAUUUUCUGAGAGGGAAAGUGAAGGUUUAUCCAAAAGGUUCGUCUGAGUCAGUCAAAUUUGGUGUGGGGGACCUUGUCACCAUACCCAAGGGACUUAGUUGCACAUGGGAGGUAUCCGUUGCAGUGGACAAACAUUACAAGUUCGAGUCUUCUUCCACCCCUACACCUUCCUCAAAAUGUAUCACUGAUAUCUGAAUGUUAUUUUAUUGUUUAUCGUGCUUGAUAUUCACUAGCAAAAGAAUUUUUAAUAAAGGGUUCGGGAGGGGUAGAACUUGAAACGAAUAUAUAUUAGGGUUAUAUAUUAUAACUAUAUAAUAUAAAUGUUUGUUUCUAAUUCAAUAUUUGAAGUUGUCUUUGCUUCUGUA